Messenger RNA from Lotus japonicus, 1392 nucleotides. RefSeq names its product pectinesterase inhibitor-like. Gene Ontology annotation, molecular function: enzyme inhibitor activity. The record is from RefSeq and is a predicted model, not a curated record. Lineage: Eukaryota; Viridiplantae; Streptophyta; Magnoliopsida; Fabales; Fabaceae. The transcript is spliced from 2 exons. Gene Ontology annotation, biological process: negative regulation of catalytic activity. Bases 655 to 1206 code for a protein of 183 amino acids.
AUAGUGCGCGAUGAGGAUUGAAAAUAUAUGGCACUGAACAGGAUUUGCAACGUGGUUUACAGGCUAUACGACAGCCCGUUACUGUCUUCUGACGUGUUCACUCACAUAGUAAAAAUGCAAGUCCAUUUUUUUAACCAGGUGAACAUCUUGUUGGGGGAGACAGGGGAGCCUAUGGGCCGAGGAGCAAGACACCAAGAAAUAUCGACGCCACAUCUUAACUCAAAACCUUAAGGCAUUAGGUUUAUGAGUCCAUCUCCUUAUAAACUCUCCCUCUUACCUUGACUUCUUUGAUGUGAGACUUGACUCUAACACUUGAUUCCAACACAUCUAAUAAUAAUUAUUAGAUUUUUUUUAUAAUACUUUAACUCUUAUUUGUUUUACAAGUAUUAUUUUAAAUUCUGAUUAUAUUCACAUAAUUUUCACAACACGCAGAAUGUCUAGUAGUGUAGCCGAAAAUAGGAAAGCCAUGAGUGAUCAAAAUUCAUCCCAUGUUCUUGAACUCUCUCUAUCCCCAAAUUAAGCUUUGGAAGGAAAUAAAUAACCAUCCAAAACAGAGGGCCAAGCGCAUCUCUCCCAUUACGACCACUUAACCUUCCUCUGAGCAGUUUAUAAACAGAAACCAACAUUGCAUUACAGAAUACUAGACAAAAAAAAAUGGAAACCAUUGCAAAACGUUGUUUAUCGCUGAUCUUGAUGACAACAUGCCUCAUUUUAGUGCAUCACCAAACCGCUGCAGCUAAGGAACUCAAAGGCAAAAAGCUAAUUGAAAAAGUAUGUGCAGACACACCUGACAAGGCUGCCUGCAUUAAGGUGCUAUCUUCGGACCCAACAAGCGCAAAAGCCAGCCUAACAGAUCUAGCAAUGAUGUCGCUGAAGAUGGCGGCGGCAAACGCGACGGGGAUACUAACCGACGCCAAGAUGAUGAUUGAUAAUCCUGAUUUGGACCCUGAUGUUCAACAGGGCUUGGCUGACUGCAAGGAGACGUUGUUGGAUGCUGAGGGUCAGCUUGAGGACACUGUCGCGGCGCUUUUGAGUGGUGCCAAACAUGAUGCUCAGCUGUGGCUGCGCGCGGCGCUGGCCGCCAUUGAUACCUGUGAUGCGUCGAUCCCCGGUGCUGAUGAUGUUCUCUCUAAGAAGAGUGUUGGGUUUCGCCAGUUGUGCAAUAUUGCCUUGGCCAUCAGCAAGGCCCUAGCUCAUGAAUCCUAAUUCGAGCUGGUAGGAAUUAGGAUCUUUAUGAGCCAUAAAGGCAAAACUCUUUCGUAUAAAAUAUUUAACGUAGCUGUAUUUACAAAGACCUCUUAACUAGAAUUUCUCAGCACGUUGGUUUUGUACUUUUAUUUAGUAGAUCAUAAUAUUGAAUAUUGAACUAUAUAUGUUGUUGGUGGUUUGUUU